Messenger RNA from Vicia villosa (hairy vetch), 1643 nucleotides. RefSeq lists its product as uncharacterized. Gene Ontology annotation, molecular function: metal ion binding; ubiquitin-like protein conjugating enzyme binding; ubiquitin protein ligase activity. The record is from RefSeq and is a predicted model, not a curated record. Lineage: Eukaryota; Viridiplantae; Streptophyta; Magnoliopsida; Fabales; Fabaceae. Gene Ontology annotation, biological process: ubiquitin-dependent protein catabolic process. The transcript has a single exon. Bases 221 to 1096 code for a protein of 291 amino acids. Gene Ontology annotation, cellular component: endoplasmic reticulum.
ACUUCCAGAAGGUUUAUGCGACCAAUAAAUUUAGGGUUUUUCACUCCAAUGUUCCCCUUUCUGGUAAAAUUUUAGUUUCUCAACGCAAUCGCAGCUUUCUUUCUCAAUUUAUCUUCACGUUGUUUAAGUUGGUGUUCGAAGAUGCGGUCCCAAUCUCUGUCUUUCUCAGUGUAAUUUUAGGGUUUCUUGUUUAUAAGUUUUUCUUAAAUCUGUUACACCAAUGUCGAGUGGUUUUGGAGAAUCAACGAAAUCAGUGUCCUCUGAAGAGAACAGUUCCAUUAUCGAUGCCGGUGAUUUCAAUUGUAGCAUUUGCUUCGAUUUUGUUCAGGAACCAGUGGUGACGCUCUGUGGUCAUUUAUUCUGUUGGCGAUGUCUCUAUAGGUGGUUACAUCAUCGUUCUCGUCCUAAAGGAUGUCCUGUUUGCAAAGCUGUUGUUGAGGAAGAUAAAUUGGUUCCUCUUUAUGGUAAAGGAAAAUCGGUAACUGAUGAUCCGAGAAUGAAAUCGUAUCUUGGAAUGGAGAUUCCUCCUCGUCCUUUCGGACAGAGGCCACAAACUGUUGAGGUUCAGGAGGAUGAUGAGGAUGAUGAGGAGGAUGAGGAGGAUGAUGAGGAUGAGGAUGAGGAUGAUGAUGAUGAUGAUGAUGAUGAUGAUGAUGAGGAAGAGGAUGAGGUGGAAUUUGUUCAGGCAGAGGGGUUGGUUGAGGAAGAGGAAGUUGUUGAGGAAGAGGAAGCUGAGGAUCCAGACUAUGUUGCCGCUCCUGACACUCCAUUUUUGCUGCGUGCGCGCUUGGAGUCUAGCGAACAGCGUUUCAAGGAGUAUCGUGAGUCUACAGAGCAGCGUUUCAAUGAGUAUAAUGAGUUUAUCAAUGAGUUUAAGGAGUUUCGCGAUGAGUAUAGGGAGUUUCGUGAGGCUCUGCAGCCACGUUUGGAGCAGAUUGAGCAGCGCAUCAAGGAUAUCAACGAGUGUCGCGUGGAGGCAGAGCAGCGUAUUGAACAGUGUCGUGCAGAGGCAGAGCAGCGGAUUGAGCAGUGUCGUGCGGAGGCAGAGCAGCGGAUCAAGGAGUGUCGUGCGGAGUAUGGUGCUGAUACAGAGUAGUGUUUUCAGAGUAUCAAUAAUUAGAUUUAAAAUUUGGAUUAGUGUUUUUAGUGAUAUUGUUAGUUAUAUACUUAGUUUUUUGUACUGAAUAAAUAUCUUCUAAUGCUGUAUUGUUCUCAUUGCAUAUUUCUGGAAAGUGUUCAUGCAUAUAAAACCUUGUUUUUUUAACACUGGUUAAAUGAAUUGAAUCAUGCAUAUGUAUGUAUGACUUGAAUCUUGAUGUUUUUAGGCAGUAUAAAAAGAUUUUGUUUGCAUGAACUGAAAUAGGAAUUGAAUCACUUGGAUUUUGUUUCAAAAAGAAGAUCUUACAUGAUUCGACUCAGACAAUUUUUGAAUUUUGAAUCGAAUUAUUUGAAUUGAAUCAGGCAUCAUUUGAAUUGAUUCACAUUACACGGGAUUGCAUUGUUCUUAUUGAUCAUAAUUGAUUCAAUCUUUAUAUGAAUCGGUUCUUGCUUGACAAAUUCUAGAAUUCAUGUAAGUGAGAAUAAGUGGGUCUAAUGACUAAAAGUCAAAAAAAUUUAAGAGAAUAAAGGGGUCCAAAUCUGCA